This is a messenger RNA of Auxenochlorella protothecoides, 1299 nucleotides long. RefSeq names its product Diphthamide biosynthesis protein 1. The transcript has 5 exons. Bases 1 to 1299 code for a protein of 432 amino acids. Gene Ontology annotation, biological process: protein histidyl modification to diphthamide. Lineage: Eukaryota; Viridiplantae; Chlorophyta; Trebouxiophyceae; Chlorellales; Chlorellaceae. The record is from RefSeq and is a predicted model, not a curated record. Gene Ontology annotation, molecular function: 2-(3-amino-3-carboxypropyl)histidine synthase activity.
AUGACUGACGAGCCAGGCGUGCCGGAGCCUGCCAGAUUUUCUGGCCAGGUAGAGGACGGGCAGGCAGUGCCCAGCACGACCGUCCUGACGCCUGUGCCUAUCCCAGAUGACAUCAUGCAAGACCCUGGGCUGAGGGAAGCCAUAGCACUGCUCCCGGCCAACUACAAUUUCGAGAUCCACAAGACGGUGUGGCGGCUGCGCCGCGCCGGGGCCCGUACCGUGGCACUCCAAUUCCCGGAGGGCCUCCUCAUGUACGCCUGCGUGAUUGCCGACAUCCUGCAGGCCCACGCCGGCGUGGCCAGGGCCUACGUCAUGGGUGACGUGACCUUUGGAGCCUGUUGCGUGGAUGACUACUCAGCCGUCGCGCUCGGGGCUGACUUCCUGGUGCACUACGGUCACAGCUGUCUGGUGCCGGUAGACAUCACCUCCAUCCCCUGCAUGUAUGUCUUUGUGGAUAUCCAGAUGGACCUUCAACACCUUGUGGACAGCGUCAGGCUCACCUUUUCGCGGGGGACAAACCUGAUCAUGGCGGGGACCAUCCAGUUUGCGUCGUCCUUGCAGCAGGCCCGCGCCGAGCUCUCCACCGACUUCCCCUCCCUGGCCAUCCCCCAGGCCGCCCCGCUCUCCCCCGGGGAGGUGCUGGGCUGCACCGCACCGCGCUUUCCUCCUGGGACGGAUGCCCUGGUGUUCCUCGCGGACGGCAGGUUCCACCUGGAGGCAGCCAUGAUCGCCAACCCGGGCGUCCCGGCCUACCGCUAUGACCCCUAUGCCCGCAGCCUCACGCGGGAGGGCUACGACCACAAGGGCAUGCAGGCCGCGCGACGGGAAGCCAUCCGGAAGGGUGCGCGCGGCGAGGUUUGGGGCCUCGUCCUGGGCACCCUUGGGCGGCAGGGCAACCCUGCCCUACUGGCCAGCCUGCAGCGCCUGGUCAGGGCCGCGGGCAAGCAGUACAUCGUGGUGCUCCUGUCCGAGGUGUCCCCUGCCAAGCUGGCGGCUCUGUCCCCAGGCGUGGACACUUGGGUCCAGGUGGCCUGCCCCCGCCUGAGCAUCGACUGGGGCGAGGGCUUUGCCCAGCCCACGCUCAACCCCUACGAGGCCUUUGUGGCGCUGGGCGAGGUGCCCGGCUGGUGGGAGGGCGACGGCGAUGGGGAGGGAGGCGCCGCGCCCUACCCCAUGGACUACUACAGCAGCACGGGCGGGGCGUGGGCGGGGACCUACCAUCGCCCCAAGCCCAAGGGGAGCGGGGCAGCGGCCCUGGCGAGGCUGAGGGCAUCCCGGGCCGGCAAGGCCAGCGAAUGA